This is a messenger RNA of Scutellospora calospora, 964 nucleotides long. Lineage: Eukaryota; Fungi; Glomeromycota; Glomeromycetes; Diversisporales; Gigasporaceae. The record is from the annotation of a GenBank genome assembly.
GAUAGAUCCUCAUAUUUCUGUUAAAGAUCAAAUUUUUAAUAUGUUUAAAGAUCAUCAAAUAUUUGCUAUUUCCUUUCAUUACGAUGAUGAAAAUUGUAAAAAAACUGUUCUUAAAGAUCCAUAUUGUCCUAAUGGCUUUGCAGCUGCCAUUUUUCAUGCUUAUAAUUAUCAUAAACAUUUACGUUUAAGUCCUGAUGAUGUUUGGCUUACAAUUUCUCAAGGUGUUGGUCGUCAUAUUAAUUAUAAUGCUGAAAAAUUUCGUAAUAAAUUUUUUAAUCAUCAAGAAAAGAAAUUGAUUUCAAUUUAUAUUGAUGAUAUCAUAUCGGAAACCACUCUUGAAGGUAAUUGGCCAGAAGCUGUAAAUAGAAUUGUCUCGAAAACUGAUGAAUUUGUGGAAAAAAUCCAUUUAAAGGAAUUAUUGGAAUGUAAUUUCUCGACAACAACUUCAAGCUCUUUAACAGCAAGUCGUAUUGUAUUAUUAGAUAUGGUUAAAUGUGGAAUUCCAAAAAUUACACUUGAAGGAAGGCUUGAAGAUUGGAUAAAACUUCAAGAAAAAAUUGUUCAAUUAAGAAAAUUGAAUUUAGGUUUAACUUUUUGGUUAGAUCGCCUUGAACCUGUGAUUUGGAAUCUUGUAGCAACUUACCUUGGUGAAAUUGACGAAGACUUUUGGAGUAGAAUUAUGAGGAUAGAUGAAGUAUUUGGUUCAGGAGGCGGUACUUAUAUCACAGGGUGGAUGUUGGCUUUUUUUCCUUAUAAUCGUUCUGGAAAACCUUUACAACACAAUAGGUUAGAACUUUUUGACAUUCCAGAUGGCAUUGUCGAGGUUCCAUUUACUACUGAUACUGGAUUAUCUUUAAAGUUUAUAGCUGGAUUCAUUGGUGCUAAUCAAGACAUUUUUUAUGGUCCUACUGCUGAAUCAGUUGUUUCUCCUGUGAUUGGAUGGUCCGUUAUUGAUGACAAGUAA